AUGGACAUGGGGCUUCAAAGCGGGAAAGAGAGAAGGAUGAAACUAUGGCUCCGAAGUUCUGGUGCUCCGCGGAGUCAGUCUCAUCUCACCACCAGAGUUGCCGGAACUCAUGGAUAUUUAGCUCCAGAAUAUGCAUUGUAUGGACAGUUGACAGAGAAGACUGAUGUUUAUAGUUUUGGUAUUGUUAUACUUGAGAUUAUGACUGGAAAAAAGGCUAUAGAUACAUCAGGUUCUUCGGAGGUGGUUUUGAUUACUGAUUGGGUUUGGAAGUUGAUUAAGGUGGGGAAGGCUGAGAAGGUUUUGGAUGAGUGUUUGGUUGAGAAUGGGGUGAAUCCGAAAGGGAUUAUGGUGAGGUUCUUGAUGGUUGGAGUUCUUUGUGCUCAUGUUAUGGUUGCUUUGAGACCUACCAUUGCUGAUGCUUUGAGGAUGUUGGAAGGAGAUAUUGAUGUUCCUGCUUUGCUUGAUCGACCGUUGGGGAAUACUUUCACUGCUUUGGAGAUAUAUUGAUGUAUUAUUGUAGGGAGUUUCUGGUGGGAGUUACCAAAUUGAUUCAGGUUGUGGAUCCAUUAUUAGAAAGGCAUACGGAUUUGGCAACCCAUUGAUUCAUGAUUUUUUGGGAAAAAAAAAUAAAAAAGAAGAAGAAAGGCCCAUAUAUAUAUAUAUAUAUGGUGUCUUAAAAAAACCAAAAACAAAAAAACAAAACGUAUUCAAUUGAAAAAUUUUAUAUUUUGUUUGGCCUCGGAUGUCAUCAACCACUUACCCUAAUAUUUUUUUUCAUAGAUUACGUCAAAGGCCACCACAACUUCAUUAUUGUUGAUUCUGAUCCCAAGCAUUAUACGCAUAUGUAGAUGUGUUU
Molecule: messenger RNA, 856 nt
Organism: Dioscorea cayenensis subsp. rotundata (Guinea yam)
Lineage: Eukaryota; Viridiplantae; Streptophyta; Magnoliopsida; Dioscoreales; Dioscoreaceae
Product: probable receptor-like protein kinase At1g11050
Exons: 2
Coding region: 1-507 (168 amino acids)
Biological process (GO): protein phosphorylation
Molecular function (GO): ATP binding; protein kinase activity
Source: RefSeq, a predicted model, not a curated record